AUGCCCAAGUCAUCGUUCCUCUACACGCCUCUGAUGGAGUCGACCGAGAUUCGUCUUGUCGAGGUGCUUCCCGCGCGGGAUCCUGCCGACCCCAUUUCCGCGAGGCUGUUCAUCCAGUCGCUUGCCAACCCAGACAUGAUUGCGCCGUACACGGCGCUUUCUACAUGGGGCGAUCCGGACGAUACGGUACCCAUCGUCGUCGACAACCAGACGCUGCCUGUCACCCGCAACUUAGAGGCCGCCCUCCGCCGCUACCGCGACGAGCUUCCCAAGCCGAAGAACGACCCUCAUCCCACCGGCGAAGGCAUCCGCGGCCCCACGAACCUCGUAUGGGUGGAUGCCAUCUGCAUCAACCAGGCCAAUACCAUGGAGAAAAGCGCGCAGGUCGCGCAAAUGUCCAACAUCUACACAAGCGCCGCCAGCGUGUUCGCCUGGCUGGGCCCGGCAACCGAUGAGAGCCACCUAGCGUUUGAAAAGAUUGGCGCCGUCAUGGAUAGAUACCGGCGCAUGACGGGGGCAGAUCCGCCGGACAAGGUGCCCGGGUGGGCAGCUAGGCUCAUGGUCGACGAGCUUAUGCUGUGUGAAGGCGAGGAGGAGGACGAAGCGAUCUGGAAGUCUGUCCAGGACUUGUUUGAUCGCGAGUGGUGGUCCCGCCGGGUGAAGCUCGACGACGCCAUCAUAUUUGCCGUCCUAGCGGCUAUGAACGAACAGGUGGAUGAGGAUGCUGCCACGAGAGUCUACCCGCUGUCGUCGUUCGUGUACACUAUCGACAGCUUACGUUCCAAUCGCGAUGAAGACGGGUCAGACGGCGAACUCUUGAACACCCUAAUGUCAUGUCGACAUUUUGAUGCGACUGACCCGCGGGACAAGGUCUACGGCAUUCUUGGCAUGGUCUCGCCUCGGAGCUCGUGGAAGUUGUUGGCGGACUACAGCCGGGAAAUCGUGGAUGUGUAUAGCGAUGUAGUCCAGUACCAGCUUGAAACUUCAGGAUACGAAGGGAAACUUGACUUCCUCGGCGCAGACGGCUUACCCGAGGGCGGCAUCACCGGCCUUCCCUCCUGGCUCCCGGACUGGCGGUACCGCGACCGCUACCACGUCCCUUUCAAGAAACUUCUCGACGACGAGGCGACCACGCCUCGCCCGGGCCGGCAGCAGUCUGAAUCGUGCGUCUACACCGCCAGCGGUACCAUCAUCAGCCUCGCCAAGCUAGGCAUCAACCCUUCCACCGUCGCCGCCAUCGACGGCCGCUCGCUACGCGUCAAGGGCUUCCGCGUCGGCUUUCUCUACGACAUCCAACCCAUCUUCGAGCCCGGGAGGUCCCACGUCCUCAACACAUGGCGCUCCUCCCUGCACACUACACCCUACUUCACCGGCGAAACGGAGCCCCAGGCGUUCAACCGCCUCAUUGUCGCCGACAUCGACGAGGACGUCCGCGCCGCCGCGCGUCAGGGGCCCAAAUCUUCACCUGCGGCCGAUGACCGCCCGCGCGCGGAGACAUUCAUCGCCUGCUCUGGCCGACGCUUCGCCCGCUUGGUGCAGAAAAACUGGUCCUCGGACGGGCUGGCCCUCGUGCCCCAGUGCGUGCGUGAGGGUGACCAAAUCUUCGCCCUGCUCGGCGGCCAGGUGCUGUACGCCCUGCGGAGCCUCGGGGACGGGACGCACAAGUUCCUCGGGGAAUGCUAUGUGCACGGUAUGAUGGAUGGGGAGGUUUUGGACAUGCUGAAGACGGGUGUUGUCGAGCUUGGCGAAGUUUCGAUCCGAUGA
Parascedosporium putredinis is the source of this 1764-nucleotide messenger RNA. The record is from the annotation of a GenBank genome assembly. Lineage: Eukaryota; Fungi; Ascomycota; Sordariomycetes; Microascales; Microascaceae.